Molecule: messenger RNA, 1434 nt
Organism: Wallemia mellicola CBS 633.66
Lineage: Eukaryota; Fungi; Basidiomycota; Wallemiomycetes; Wallemiales; Wallemiaceae
Product: protein phosphatase 2A regulatory B subunit
Exons: 2
Biological process (GO): signal transduction
Cellular component (GO): protein phosphatase type 2A complex
Molecular function (GO): protein phosphatase regulator activity
Source: RefSeq, a predicted model, not a curated record
AUGAAAUCUCUCAAGAAGCUCGGUUUAUCGAAAUCCAAGAGUAACAACAGCAACACGCCUAAGAAAUCUGACAAUCCUGGCAUUUUAGUCACCACUGAGUUGCCCCAGGAUCCUAUACCGCGUCCAUCUCACGGUCACUUGGAUUCAACUCCACCAAAGUCUACGAGAAUACAAUCACCUAAAGAUACGAUCCCUAUAACGGGCAAACCACCGAAGAAGCAAAGGUCUUCUAGAUUUCACGUUACACAUCCUCAAAACUUGGAACCUCUCCCUGCGUUUCUAGACGUACCACUCCAGGAUAGAACCUCAUUAUUUAUAAAGAAACUACAUCAGUCUUCUGUUUUAUUUGACUUCAAUGAUGCCUCCUCUGAUUUACAAGGAAAACAAGUAAAAGCUGCUGCUUUGCAUGAGAUGUUGGAAUAUUUAACGAGGAAUAAAAACGUGAUUACUGAAUCUAUUUAUCCAGAAAUGGUUCACAUGUUCGCUUGCAAUUUAUUCCGUUCUAUACCACCACCUGUCAACCCAUAUGGUGACGCUUUCGACCCUGAAGAGGAUGAACCAAUUUGUGAACUCGCUUGGCCACAUUUACAAGUAGUUUACGAAUUAUUCCUCAGAUUCGUAGAAUCUCCUGAUUUUAAUACUAACAUCGCAAAACGUUAUAUUGAUCAGUUGUUUGUUUUACAAUUAUUAGAAUUAUUCGACAGCGAAGAUCCAAGGGAGCGCGAUUUCUUAAAAACUACUUUACAUAGAAUAUACGGUAAAUUCCUCAAUCUUAGAGCCUUCAUUAGACGAUCAAUCAACAAUGUCUUCUUCCACUUCAUCUAUGAAACUGAAAGGCACAAUGGCAUUGCGGAAUUAUUGGAAAUUCUUGGCUCUAUCAUCAACGGCUUUGCUUUACCAUUGAAAGAUGAGCACAAAACGUUCCUUACUAGAGUUCUCAUUCCACUCCACAAAGUCAGAUCACUUAGCUUAUAUCACCCUCAAUUAGCCUAUUGUGUAGUACAAUUCUUAGAAAAAGACAGUACGCUCACGGAAGAAGUUAUUCUCGGUUUAUUGAGAUACUGGCCUAGAGUCAACUCACAAAAGGAAGUCAUGUUCUUAAAUGAAGUCGAAGAAAUACUAGACGUUAUUGAACCUGCUCAAUUCCAAAGAAUUAUGGUACCAUUAUUCCACCAAUUAUCUAGAUGUAUCAACAGUCAACAUUUUCAAGUGGCAGAGCGCGCUUUAUACUACUGGAAUAAUGAUUACAUUGUUAACUUAAUGUCAAACAACCUCCCAACUAUUUUACCUUUAGUUUUCUCAUCAUUAUACCAAAAUUCGAAAAUACACUGGAAUAGGACCAUCCAUAAUAUGGUUUACAACGCAUUAAAAUUAUUCAUGGAUAUGAACCCGCCACUCUUUGAUGAAUGUACUUCAAAUUACAAACCGCAAAGA